Messenger RNA from Sporothrix schenckii 1099-18, 1239 nucleotides. RefSeq lists its product as uncharacterized. The record is from RefSeq and is a predicted model, not a curated record. Gene Ontology annotation, molecular function: aldose reductase (NADPH) activity. Gene Ontology annotation, cellular component: cytosol. The coding region runs from base 1 to 1239 and encodes 412 amino acids. NCBI's taxonomy places the organism in Eukaryota, Fungi, Ascomycota, Sordariomycetes, Ophiostomatales, Ophiostomataceae. The transcript is spliced from 2 exons.
AUGUCGGGUCCCACCAUCAAGCUCAACAGCGGCCAUGAGAUGCCCCAGGUCGGCUUCGGCCUGUGGAAGGUCGACAACGCCGUCUGUGCCGACACUGUUUACAACGCCAUCAAGGCCGGCUACCGUCUCUUGGACGGCGCAUGCGGUGAGUCUUGUUGUCCUUUUGUUGCCGUUCGUGUUGCUCUCUACCUCGUCUCUUCGCGCUCUUUUGCCCGCUUUGUACUCGCGGUGACCCCGCCAAUUGUGCCUCGCGGCACACAACCCCUCCUGUGCCGUGUCUGCAGCCAUGUGCGAUUUUGUCUUGCGCAAUCUUAUGCACGCCCUGUGUUGAGACGGGACGGCUGGGAGGCGGGGGGAUGGGAGCGAAGGGGGGCGAAGGGGGCCGAAAGGGCGAAGAGUCGACGAGGGGACUACGGCAACGAGGUCGAGUCGGGUCAGGGUGUGGCCCGUGCCAUCAAGGAGGGCAUCGUCAAGCGUGAGGACCUUUUCAUUGUCUCCAAGCUGUGGAACUCGUUCCACGAUGGCGACCGCGUCGAGCCCAUCACCCGCCGCCAGCUCAAGGACUGGGGCAUCGACUACUUUGACCUGUUCAUUGUGCACUUCCCGCUCGCCCUCGAGUGGGUCGACCCCGAGGUCCGCUACCCGCCCGGAUGGCACUACGACGACGCCGGCACCGAGGUCCGCACCUCCAAGGCCAGCAUCCAGGAGACCUGGACCGCCAUGGAGUCGCUCGUCGAGAAGGGCCUGACCAAGAGCAUCGGCGUGUCCAACUUCCAGGGCCAGCUGCUGUACGACGUGCUGCGCUACGCCAAGAUCCCGCCCGCCACGCUGCAGAUUGAGCACCACCCGUACCUGGUGCAGCCGCGGCUGCUGCAGCUCGCCAAGCGCGAGGGUGUGGCCGUGACGGCAUACUCGUCGUUUGGCCCUGCCUCGUUUGAGGAGUUCAAGAUGGCCGACGCCGAGGCGCUGACGCCGCUGUUCGAGGUGCCGCUGAUCAAGGAGCUGGCGGCCAAGUACAAGAAGUCGGCGGGCCAGAUCCUGCUGCGCUGGGCGACCCAGCGCGGCCUGGCCGUCAUCCCCAAGACGCAGACGGCAUCGCGGCUGGCAGAGAACCUGGACGUCGUGGCCUGGGACCUGGACGCCAAGGACGUGGAGGCCAUCUCCGCGCUGGACAAGAACACGCGCUUCAACCAGCCCACAAACUACUUUGAGACGGACAAGCUGAUUCUGUUCGCUUAA